This is a messenger RNA of Paracoccidioides lutzii Pb01, 444 nucleotides long. RefSeq lists its product as hypothetical. Gene Ontology annotation, biological process: regulation of telomere maintenance via telomerase; telomere capping. Gene Ontology annotation, cellular component: chromosome, telomeric region; nuclear telomere cap complex. Bases 1 to 444 code for a protein of 147 amino acids. The record is from RefSeq and is a predicted model, not a curated record. Gene Ontology annotation, molecular function: telomerase inhibitor activity; G-rich strand telomeric DNA binding. The transcript is spliced from 2 exons.
AUGGCCCCAUCUCUACCUGUCGGAUUCGACGACAUCCAAACUGCACAGUCAAAAAGGGAUAGACUGGUGAAUAUUAUCGCCGUUGUAGUUGAUGCCCUUGCGCCAAAACCUUCCGGGGGAUCUUCAUAUGUAUCAACCUUCACUCUCAAAGAUAGUGACUUCUCCUCAGCGGCCUGGAACGGUCUCAAAAUCCGCUACUUUAACAACAAUGAGACGCAUGUACCGGCCCCCCAGCGUGGGGAUGUCGUUCUUUUGCGACAGAUUAGGAUACGGACAUAUCAAGCCGCGACUGUUGGGCUCUGCACGCAGAAUGAUUUUGUUCCCUGGGUUAUUUUCCAAAAAGCACCGAAUCCCAGGCUCUCUCCCACAGAUAUCUAUGCACCCCAAUACUCAAAAGCUUACUGCUACCGAGAAAUCAUAUGCCUUUGCCCUGAUCGGUGCUGA